AUGACCACAAACUCCCCACCUUUAUCACUUCUGGAUAACCUUAUUUGUUUGGAGUUAAUCAGAUAUGGAGUUGCCGUUUUAUAUAUGGCGUUUGCAAAGGGACGGAAGUUCGUAUCUACUCCGGGGUAUACCAGAAGACUGCUUGAGAUCCGAUGUAAUCUACCUGAUUUCCUGCGUCUUCUUGUGAAGAGCUUUUGGUGUAAUCGCUUCGUUUGGGGUAGAAAACGUGCUCUCAGGGCUCUGUUGAAGGCGAAACCUCGGAACAGAAACAAUAACCAAUAA
Molecule: messenger RNA, 282 nt
Organism: Necator americanus (New World hookworm)
Lineage: Eukaryota; Metazoa; Nematoda; Chromadorea; Rhabditida; Ancylostomatidae
Exons: 5
Coding region: 1-282 (93 amino acids)
Source: RefSeq, a predicted model, not a curated record